UGGCCAAACGGCGCCUAAUAUUUCAAUGCUCCUUCUCUCAGUACUUAAACCUACGCCCCGGGCCGCCCAGUUUUCCUGCAAUUCAGUCUCACCAUGUCUGAAUCGUCCGACUCUUCCGUCUCUUCCCACUCUGCCAGUCCUGUAUAUGCUCCUUCUUCUCCCGCAUACUCCCCUUCUUCACGUGCUUAUCAUUAUUUUUCUGAUCAUUCUUCUGAUGAACAAUUCAUCGCUAACAGGCGCCGUAAAAUUGAUAAAAAAUCAGAUCGACUUAGCGCCUUGCCCGAUUCUCUCAUCCUUCACAUCCUUUCCUUCCUGCGGAUGAAAUAUGUUAUACGAACUGGAGCUUUGUCCAAAAGGUGGCGCCUUUUGUGGACUUCAGCACAGACCUUAAUUUUCAGGCACUCUGCUCAAUCGAAUCGCGGUGUAAGUGAAUUUGUAAAAUUCAUUAAUGAUACCUUGACUCUCUGCCAGCCUAGUAAAUUGAACAAAUUUUCGGUUGAAUUCAGUUAUAACAAGCGAUAUGUUAAUCAUGUUAAUAAAUGGAUGAUUGUUGCGAAGACUAAGUCUGUUGAGGUACUGGAUUUGUAUUUUAGAACUCGGGGUUUUGAUGAGUCUUACAGUUUACCACAGAUUAUGUAUUCGAACGUGUCUUUUCGUGAAUUGAGUUUGUGUAAUUGUAAUCUUGUACCCAAGGAGGCGAUUAAUUGGCCAGCUCUUAGAGUUUUAGUUAUCAAGUAUGCUAAAUUGAGCUUAGACCUUGUUGACGCGAUCUGUUCUGGAUGUCCUGCUUUGGAAUCUAUCAAGUUUAGUAUGUGUUAUGGAAUUCGUCGUUUUCAUAUUGAUUCUGAAAGUGUGAAGAAGUUGGUUAUCAGUGGAUACUGGCAACCAGAACAAGAAGAUAGUGAUGAAGAUGAUGAUGAUGACAAUGAUCGUAAAGAUCUGUCAAUAUGGGCUAGGAAUGUCACUUCGCUGGAGAUUAGGGGAUGUUUUCAUAAGAAGAUUCCUGUUCUUGAUAAUGUACAAGCUCUAGUCGAUGCGAAGCUAAAUUUCUGUAGGACGACAAAUGAUUAUGAAAAUCGUGAAAGUGGUUUUAGGACUGACCAGAAGAUGUUAAAGGAUCUCCUUGUAUCACUCCAGCAUGUGGAGAAACUCUCCAUUGGGUCAUGGUGUCUUCAGGUCCUUACUGUAUUAGAGGCUACAAACUCGUCAUGCCCGAGGAUGAGAUGCAAAUACUUGAACUUGAGCACUCGUUUGGAGGAAUGGGAGGUUCCUGGAUUAGCAAUCCUUCUACAAAGUUGUCCUCAAGUCGAGAUCUUGAACAUAAGCGGGAAAUCUUAUUACGAAGUGUAUGAUUUGGGGUGGUCUUUCAAGGAGGAUUCUAAUGACUUUAUUGGAGAAAGUUACUGGGUAUCAAGACCUUGUUUGGUGCUGCAUCUCAAGACUUUACGGAUUAAUUGCUCCUGGAUGUGUGAGAAUUAUCACUCUGAGCACAUUAUCUCAUUUAUGGAAGCUGUUCUAAAGAAUGGGAUAGUGCUUGAGAAAAUCAUCCUCAUCUCGUCCGAUGAUGGAAGGUGGUAUUCCUCCACGCAACACCGUAGAAGAGUAACAGAAAAGUUGCUAAGCUUUCCGAGGUCUUCAAAGGAUGCUGUUAUUUUGUUCUCUGGUUGAGAAGUAAAAAGUAAAUUAACUGUAAACGUGCUUCAGAAAUAUAUAUGUUCUCUUUUUCUUUAGGCUCCA
Messenger RNA from Capsicum annuum, 1737 nucleotides. Its product is annotated as F-box protein At5g03100. The transcript is spliced from 3 exons. NCBI's taxonomy places the organism in Eukaryota, Viridiplantae, Streptophyta, Magnoliopsida, Solanales, Solanaceae. Gene Ontology annotation, molecular function: protein binding. The record is from RefSeq and is a predicted model, not a curated record. The coding region runs from base 94 to 1668 and encodes 524 amino acids.